This is a messenger RNA of Cladophialophora carrionii CBS 160.54, 1998 nucleotides long. RefSeq lists its product as uncharacterized. The coding region runs from base 1 to 1998 and encodes 665 amino acids. Gene Ontology annotation, cellular component: nucleus. The transcript has a single exon. Lineage: Eukaryota; Fungi; Ascomycota; Eurotiomycetes; Chaetothyriales; Herpotrichiellaceae. The record is from RefSeq and is a predicted model, not a curated record.
AUGGGCGGCCAGGCGCAACACGAUUGCUCCGCUCUCCCUGCCUACUUGCAGACGAUUCUGGACCAGUUAACAGACGACCAUAGUGUUGCCCUCAGCUAUCUGAACGGCCCGUCAGUAGCAGAGAUCAGAAAGAUUACUGAUCGGCGGAGGAGAUUCGCAUACCUUUUGCUGGCUCGGCAUCGCUUGACUGAACGAUUAGCGAAAUGUCCCGGUCCUUGUCCCGAGCUGAUACUCAAACGGGCAGAAGUCUAUGAGGCCUUGGGCUACAGUGAACUGGCUUUGGCAGAUGCGUAUGUCUCGUAUACAUUAUGCUUGGUUGCUCUUGACGGGCCUGAUAUUUCCGAUUUGGUGCCGGUCGAUUCGGAUGGCGAGCCCUGGCCGUCAAACGAGCCUGAGCAGGAAGAGCAUGAGUCCACUGCUGUGGCCCUGAAGCACAAGUACUGGUCUCUCGUUAUAAUGUGUCGUUCCGCCAUCAUUUUGGGCGUUCAGAUCCAAGCGAAGCUCUGGAUCGACGAGAUCCUGGCGGUGACGAGAGCCAUUCGUGGGCUGGAAGGAGACGAGACAACGGACAAGGCCAAAGACAUUGACGAAGUGACGGAAGAUUUCUGCAAAUACUCGACCGUGUAUGAGGAUGAGUCGAAGUUCAGAAAAUGUGUGGGGAUACUGCGGCAAGAGAACCAUAAGCCAACCGUGUUCGGCUGGUGUCAGCGGCAAGUGUACCCCUGGAAUGAACACGAGCCGGAAAGGAUGUCCAAAGAGGCAUUAAAAGAGAUCAACGACAAACUCCACGAGGCAGCCCCAGACCUGGAGGUGGAAAUAUCCACGCUACCGACGCUCACGCCGUCCCUCGAACUGGGCGUACAGAGGCUAUCCGUUGGCGAGAAAGAACCCAGCGUAUCUACCCACGCCAAUUGCUCCUCGCAACUCGGCCUAUUUGCCAAAAAGCAGCUAGCACCUGGAGCCACCAUCCUGAAAGAGCGAUCAGUCUUGACGGGCAUACGACCGCACGGGGAAGCACUUUGCGACGCCUGCGCAGCUGAUCUGGAAGGGGCUGAUCAAGCAGAUCGCAGGUAUUGUACAGGAUGCCAUAUCCCGUUCUGCUCUGAACACUGCCAAUCAGCUGCAACGCAGCGAUAUCACCAGCCGAAUGUGGACGACUACGAGACAGACGAAGGCUAUCCCCCAGCCGAAGCACCCUUCUGUGCAGGGACGAAUGGCAACGACGACAUCCACAAUAUCGGCCGGGCUGAGAGCUCGACAACUCCAGAAUGGGACUUGUACUUCCUCCUGCUGUCUCGGACGAUGCAGAUGUCGGAGACGCAGAAACUGCAUCCACUCGACCUCUUUGAGACCAAAUAUCUCUGGGGCGAUUUCUCUCCGACGCCCAAUGUUGUUGAUCUGUCCAUCAAGAGCGGUCCAAAGACUCUGCCCUACAGCGUACGGCAUCAUGUCGAACUGCCCCUGCAGUGGUUUGAGAUUCUCAUGCAUUCGCGCGACAGGUGCAGACCCUACAGUGCCGCUUGGCUGAAGAAGUAUGACUGGUGGAUCAUCCAGACACUGUUCGCCAAAUUCCGGGGAGUGGCCGACGCCCAACAGUCGACAUGGACCGGUAAGCCUGAGGUAGCUGCUGUUCACCCACUCUGGUGUCUGGCAAACCACAGCUGCAACCCGAACGUGACCUGGAAGCCGUCUGGGGUCAGAAACCUGACUGUCGUGAAGGAAAGAGUCUGGGAACGCCCUGACAAGCCCAGCAUACUGCCGUGGGAGGGGAUUCGUGCCGGUGAAGAGAUCUGGAACCACUAUACCGAUGUCCAAGAGAAAGACCACCGGGAACGGCAAGGCCGCCUGCAAGCUGUACUGGGAGGUGAUUGCAGGUGUGAGAGGUGCACAUAUGAAGCAAGACGGCACGCUGCCACAAGACUGGGCGAAUCGGCUCGACACCAUGCAAAUACUUCGUCCAGGUCGAUCGGAGGCUCUCGUUCCUCGGUCGGCGGCUAG